Messenger RNA from Rhodotorula graminis WP1, 1313 nucleotides. RefSeq lists its product as uncharacterized. NCBI's taxonomy places the organism in Eukaryota, Fungi, Basidiomycota, Microbotryomycetes, Sporidiobolales, Sporidiobolaceae. The record is from RefSeq and is a predicted model, not a curated record. The transcript is spliced from 5 exons. Gene Ontology annotation, biological process: transcription by RNA polymerase II; transcription initiation at RNA polymerase II promoter. Bases 1 to 1254 code for a protein of 417 amino acids. Gene Ontology annotation, cellular component: transcription factor TFIIF complex.
AUGUCGUUCCCGACCAACAAGCUGCCAGAAGCCUUCGAGGAGGAGCACGGCUCGCUCGACCUCGACGACGCAAAGCCCUCGACCUCGGCCGGUGGCCGCCCAGGCGCGCGCGACUAUGGCGGCGACGACGAGGACCUCGACCUGCCCGACCAGCCCAACAACGUCUGGCUGUGCAAGGUCCCGCGGUUCCUCAUGGAGAAGUGGAUGCAACAGCAGGAGGAAGGGCAGAUGCUCGGGCGGGUGCGGGUCUACGACGAGAAAGGCGCCGACGGCCAGCCCAAGAUCGCCCUUAUCCUCAACGACCCGUCCGCCGCUUCCUCCUCAACCACCGCCUCGCCGUCCUCGUCCUCGGCCCACCAGAAGCCCGACGUCAAGGGCAAGCGCCCCGCGAGCGCGACCGACGGCGUCCCGACCGAGUACAAGUUGACGAUGCAGAACACGAGCAGCAAGAACCUGUACGUGUUCGGCGAGCGCAUCGAGGACGACGUCGAGACGGGCGACGAGGGUGCGAGGAGAAAACGCCGCAAGACGACGCUCGUCGGCACGGUCGCGCACGAGUGCUCGCUCACGCCGUCGAUCCAGUCGGCCGACGCGUCGGCGGCGUACGCGCGCAUCCUGCGCGAGCGGCAGCGCAAGGCGUCCGAGCCGCGCCGCACGCUCAAGAUGCUCGAUGUCGACAAGGCGCAGGCGAACCGCAUGGCGAGCGGCAUGGGGACGGCCGGGCUCAAGGGCAGGGUCGCCACGUUCGCUAACACGUCGAACCGGGCCAAGGCGGCGGGCACGUCGUCGGGCACGGCGCAGCAGCAGCGCCUGACGCGCAUCCCCAAGAACGAGCUCCUCGACCUCUUGUUCCCGCUGUUUGCCCAGGCGCCGUACUGGCACCUGCGCGCGCUCAACGACCACGUGCAGCAGCCGCAGACGUACCUGCGCGAGACGCUCAACGAGGUGGCCAUCCUCGUGCCCAAGGGCCCGUACGCCCAGAUGUGGGCGCUCCGGCCCGAGUACAAGGGCGCGGCGGGCGAGAAGGCGCAGCAGGGCGCGACGGCGGCGGCGGCGAGGGCCGGUGCGGCAGGAGGAGGAGGAGGAGGGGCGGCGGCGCAGCAGGGGUCGAGCGCGAGCGGCGCAGGCGGUGCGGCGGCGGCCCGAGGCGGGGCAGGCGGCGCAGGAGGCGUCAAAGCUGAGCCUGGGACGAGCGAGGGCGCGCUGCUGCUCGAGGACGACGACGACGACGACGACCUCGAGAUGGUGUCCUGAGCGCGCUGGUCGGGGACGAUGCUCCGCUUUGCCUUGUGUGCAACACCUUUAUCUCAUGA